Molecule: messenger RNA, 2551 nt
Organism: Aedes aegypti (yellow fever mosquito)
Lineage: Eukaryota; Metazoa; Arthropoda; Insecta; Diptera; Culicidae
Product: pickpocket protein 28
Exons: 8
Coding region: 431-2197 (588 amino acids)
Biological process (GO): sodium ion transmembrane transport
Cellular component (GO): membrane
Molecular function (GO): ligand-gated sodium channel activity
Source: RefSeq, a predicted model, not a curated record
CUAGAAAAACAAUCAUCAUUCUCGCUUUGAUCUCUAACGGUGCCGGGACAGAAAGAAAAACGACGUCGUAUUGCACUUUUCCUUUCCCACCAACGUAGCCACGCCAAGUGCAACAACGACUUAUUGGACCGGAAGUAGGUGGGAAUGUUGAGGGCCCAAGAGUUGGUCGCAGCUUCGAUUUCAAUUUGCUGUCGAUCCAGUCAGUCGUUGGAGUUUGACUCGGCAUCGAGUGGAUUUAGCUUUUGUAACAUUCUUUUCCUUUCAUAAAGCGAAGCGAACUGCUGAAACGAAAGCGAGAUCGGAUUGCGUUUUUCUUCUGCUGGGUGGUCUUUACUUUCCAAGUAGAAAUAUUGUUGCCAACCGAACAUUACCGGUGGAAAGUUUAUAAAUCGCGAGAAAACUCGACAUUGAAGUUGACAAAACGGAUGAAAUGGCUGCACAUAAAUGGCGCGAAAAUCCUCCCGAUUGGCGAAGGGAUGUUAAAGGUGGAUUCACCGGUAAGACAGCAACUGUAUCGGCAGUUACGCGAUCUUCUUACGAUUCAAAUGCAAGUGCGGAUGGAGGAAGUGAUGGCAGAGUGAGAAGAGUGCGGUACAGCUUUAAACGCGAGCUGUUCCAAUUGUGGAACACCAUAACGACACAUUGCUAUCGACAUUUGGUGCAAAAGGAUCGAAGCAUUUGGGAAAGAUUGAUGUGGCUGCUGAUCCUCAUCGUGGAAACGUUCGCCCUCAUCGCCAUCCUCAUCAGUGCCUGGAACAGUUUCACGUCUAACCCUCUGAUCACCACUCUGCACGACACCCUCUACCCCAUCAAGUACGUUCCCUUCCCGGCCAUUUCCCUGUGCAACAACAAUCGCAUAUCCCGCUCGGCUGCAACGCACUACGCCGAAGAACUUGCCCGCAAGGAUCCGGAAAAACGGAACGUGAGCUAUUUCUUGGACCAGGUCGUUCUGCUUGGGAAACUGUACGACUUUGACUACGAAAAUCUACACCAGAUGACGCAGUUCCAGGAGUUCCUAGACGUGAACGACAUUAGCAACGCCUCGGGGAUGUACAAUGCGUUCGAUACACUGGUGAAGCUCUCACCCCGGUGCGAAGACAUGCUGCUGCGAUGCUUCUGGAAGAGCAUCGAGCUUCCCUGCAUGACGAAAAACGAUAUGAUUGAGGUAAGACGAACCCAGUACGGAUUCUGCUGUACUUUCAACUUUAUCGGCCACACCGAGGACAACGAGAUUCAUCCAUCAUCGUACUACUUGGACGUGACCGGACCGGAGAUGGGACUGGUGCUGCUGGUGAACGGAUCGGUCAACGACUAUUUCUACAAUCUCUUCAACAAUAUUGGAUUCAGCGUAAGUGUCACUGUGGAUGGGGAGAUACUUUGUGAGCUGCUGCAAAUAUUCAACCCAACUGAGGUUCCGGAUAUCACGUCGGGUGGCGUCAACGAGCAGUUCAUCCACCUAGGAACCGAAAGCUUCAUCCGAGUGGAUGCCAUCACAAUCAACAGCGAACCCGACGUUAGGGGUUACUCCAAGGAGAAGCGCCAGUGUGUUUUCCGCAACGAGUUGCUCAGAUACGGCGGUCGGUACGGAAGGAGUAACUGUGUGGCCGCAUGCCGCAUCCGGUCGGUGGUGGCCCUCUGCGAGUGCGUCCCGUUCUACAUGCCGACGGCCGGUGCCGUCAGUGACCGGUCCAUAACCAUCUGUAAUCUGCAGCAUAUCGUCUGUUUGAACAAGUACAAAAUAAAAUGGUCCACCGUCAUCACCAACAUAGUGCAGAUUCCGGGCCUGGAGAAGGAGAUGGAGGAAUCGCUUUACUGUCCGGAGUGUUUGCCGUCAUGUUCGGACAGCAAGUACCAAAUAUCAGCCACUGAGUUGCCCCUGAUUCGGACAAGGCGGAAAGGAUUCAGUGUCACUCACGGCAUCGAGGACGUAUCGGAGGUCAGCGUGGUCCGCAUCUUCUUCGGCCAGCCGGAAACGUGGAUGUACAAGCAGGAUGUGGCCUACUAUUGGUUCGAGAUAUUCAGCAAUUUUGGCGGCAUGUGCGGUAUCAUGGCUGGCCUCUCGCUGAUAAGCAUAACGGAAAAUGUUUACUUUAUCCUCAGACAGUUUGUGUUGAUUUUUCUGUCCCGUUCCAAAUGGUUACAACGGCGUCAACAUCAGCGGCGUCGCAACCGCCUUGCACUGGAAAUGCUGGACUGAUUCGCCACUGUCCAUCAUCGAGUCCGAGUCCAAGCUGAGAGUAUGGUUUGAAUAAUGGUGUGAUAAUGGAAUGGGCCCAGCUGUUGUUGCGCGCCUACAUUUAUGCACUGAGCACUCGACCGGAUAAUGGCACGAUAAUAUGCACCGGAUAUCGGUUGGUCGAAUCAACGAGAACCGCACAGACACGUCCUACCAUCGCAGCAAAAAGGAUGGCACUCAACGGCAUAUUUGCCAACCGACAACGGGAGCACAUUGUUGAUUAAAAUUUGAUUAACAUUUACCACUUUGGCGUUUUACCUGUUUGAUCAGCACUUUGGCGAAAGGCAGAGGCCACGACCCGCCAGAAUGUAUACC